AUGAAGUUUGUAACUACUGCCGGUCAAAAGGCGGCAGCUGUGCUGCUGCUGGCCAUGAUCGUUGUUGUCGCUGGCAAGUCGGUCGAUAAGAUCCGUCGCCCGUUCCCAGGUAUCGAGCGAAUAGGAAGUCGUCUCGAUACGGUUCGACCGCCUAAGGGAUACGUUUCGCAGAACCCGCGUACGGUCGAGGGUCGUUUCACGUCCCGCAGAAACCACUUCGACCCGCAAGACCGCAACACCUUCGAAUUUACCUACCUGACAAACGACGAGUACUACCGCGAGGGAGGUCCACUGUUCCUUGUCGUUGGAGGAUUCUACGCGGUCAAUCCAUUCUUCAUAGAAGGCACCCACUUCAGCGAUAUUGCUGCCCAGCAUGGUGCUAUGUUGGCGACCUUUGAGCAUCGUUACUAUGGAAACAGUAUCCCAGUGGAAGAUUAUUCGACGGAGAAUCUUCGAUUCCUGCGCACGGAGCAGGUCCUGUUCGAUUUGAUCGAGCUUGUUGACUUCCUAAAACGCGAGGUUAUGAACGAUCCGAAUGCGCGAGUUAUCCUUCACGGUGCAGCUCAAGGCGGCACUCUCGCCUCGUGGGCUCGUCAACGCUUCCCGAACAUCAUUGAUGGUGCGUGGGCCUCGAGCUCCCCGGUGCGUGCCACUGUCGAUUUCCCCGAGUUCGCCGAAGACAUCGGAAACAUUAUCCGCGAGAAGGGGAGCGAUCAGUGCUACAACCGCAUCUUCCAGGCAUUCCACACGGCACAGAACCUACUUGAUGCCGGCCUUGGCGAUAGAAUUUCGGAGAUGUUCAACACUUGCGACCCGGUGAACAUUGAGGACACGCUAGAGGUGGAACUGUUCUUCUACGCCAUGAUGAUUUCGCUAGAGUCGGCCAUGAUGGAUGAAGGGGACUAUGAUAAUAUUGGCCGUGUGUGCGAUCGGCUUACCAGCGACGAGUUCAGCACUGGAUUGGAUGCCUUGUCCGCUUUUCUGCUCGAUCGUUACGCCGAUGUGCGUGAGUGCUUCGAUCUGUCGUUCGAGAAUUUUGUCCGCUACCUGACGGAUGUCGAUAUCGACAGUGAAGCGAACCAGGAGCUAGGUCUGCGCAAGUCUGCCUACCAAACAUGCACCGAGUUCGGUGCGUUCCCGAUCACCACGUCGCCGGAUCAGCCCUUCGGAAACCGUGUCACGUACGACCUCUUCUUGGCCGAGUGCCAGGUGGCAUUCGGAGAAUUCCUCACUGAGCAGGUGGUCUAUGAGGGUGUGCGCCUUACAAAUCUCCACUACGGAGCGGACGAUCCUCGCACCACCAACGUGCUGUUCACCAACGGUGCGCUGGACCCAUUGCGCCAUGUCUCUAUCACCUCGUAUCAGAACUUGCUGGCGAACGCUCGCGUCACGCCGAGGGAGUUCACCGCAGCGGAUGUUUUUCCGAUCAAUGACUUCGACUCAGAGGAGCUCCUCCAGACCAAGCGUAUGGCCGAACAGUAUAUCUCGACAUGGCUCGGAUCACCGAUCAGCCCUUUCUAG
Molecule: messenger RNA, 1521 nt
Organism: Anopheles coustani
Lineage: Eukaryota; Metazoa; Arthropoda; Insecta; Diptera; Culicidae
Product: putative serine protease K12H4.7
Exons: 2
Coding region: 1-1521 (506 amino acids)
Biological process (GO): proteolysis
Molecular function (GO): serine-type exopeptidase activity; dipeptidyl-peptidase activity
Source: RefSeq, a predicted model, not a curated record